GAACCGGCCAAGCUGGGAGGAAAAAAAGAAAGGGAGGGGAGGGGAGGAUCGAGGACGGUCGGCUUAGGCAGGCCAAGAAUGCUAUUAUUCUGGUGGUGGGAGCUGGGAGACCCUUGUGCUUGGACGGGAAAGGGUCGGGGGACACUCAAGAUGAGCCCCGCGACCACUGGCACAUUCUUACUGACAGGAAAAAAUAAUUCACCGGUCUUUCUUGUAAUGAAAAUAAAGCUGCCAAACGUUAGAUUCCCCCCAAUCCCCAGCACUUUUUUAUUAAGCUGUGCCGAUGGCAUAAAUGGAACAGUUAACUGGAAGACCAAACAAGCCAACAGUUUUAUUAUCAGCAGAAAAAUGGCUGCUGGGAAGAAAGAUGUGUACACUCUUUUCUCCAAGGUGCACUCUGACCGGAAUGUAUACCCAUCAGCAGGUGUCCUCUUUGUCCAUGUGUUGGAGAGAGAGUAUUUUAAGGGUGAAUUUCCACCUUAUCCAAAGCCUGGUGAGGUUAGUAAUGACCCCAUAACAUUUAACACAAAUCUAAUGGGCUACCCAGAUAGACCUGGAUGGCUUCGCUACAUCCAAAGAACACCGUACAGCGACGGGGUUCUGUACGGGGCACCAACAGCUGAGAAUGUGGGGAAGCCAACUAUUAUUGAGAUAACUGCCUACAAUAGACGUACCUUUGAGACUGCAAGGCAUAAUCUGAUAAUUAAUAUAAUGUCAGCAGAAGAAUUCCCGUUGCCAUAUCAAGCAGAAUUCUUCAUCAAGAAUAUGAAUGUGGAAGAAAUGUUGGCCAGUGAGGUUCUUGGAGACUUUCUUGGGGCUGUAAAAAAUGUGUGGCAGCCGGAACGCCUCAACGCUAUAAACAUCACGUCUGCCCUAGACAGGGGUGGCAGGGUGCCGCUUCCUAUUAAUGACAUGAAGGAGGGUGUUUAUGUCAUGGUUGGUGCCGAUGUUGCAUUUUCUUCUUGUUUACGAGAAGUUGAAAAUCCGCAGAAUCAGUUAAGAUGCAGUCAAGAAAUGGAGCCUGUGAUCACAUGCGAUAAAAAGUUCCGAACUCAGUUUUACAUCGACUGGUGCAAGAUUUCACUGGUUGAUAAAACAAAGCAAGUGUCCACCUAUCAGGAAGUGGUUCGUGGCGAGGGCAUUUUGCCGGAUGGCGGGGAGUACAAGCCCCCUUCGGAUUCUUUGAAAAGCCGAGACUAUUACACGGAUUUCCUCGUUACCCUGGCCGUGCCCUCAGCGGUAGCACUAGUGCUUUUCCUAAUACUCGCUUAUAUCAUGUGCUGCCGACGGGAAGGAGUGGAAAAGAGAAACAUGCAAACCCCAGAUAUCCAACUUGUCCAUCACAGCUCUAUUCAGAAAUCUACCAAGGAGCUUCGAGACAUGUCCAAAAACAGAGAGAUUGCAUGGCCCCUGUCUACACUCCCCGUGUUCCACCCUGUGACUGGGGAGAUCAUACCUCCCAUGCACACGGACAACUAUGACAGCACCAACAUGCCGUUGAUGCAGACACAGCAGAACUUGCCACACCAGACUCAGAUUCCUCAACAGCAGACUACAGGAGAUUUUCGUUUGACAACUUUUCAAAGAUUUGAGGUAAAUGGUAUCCCUGAAGAAAGAAAACUGACCGAAGCCAUGAGUUUAUAAUCAUCAGCAGCAAAGCAGUCAUGUCUCCCUCCCUUUCACUUCCAGCAACGCAUGAGCUUUCCUGACAUCCAUUGUGCAUGUCCACUGUGUUAAGUACACGCCAAAUGCUACACUGUAUCUCUCAUUUACUAAUGGAUUUUUUUUUUGUACUUCAAGCAUUUUUGAAAAUUUAUAAGACAUCAAUGACUUUAUAUUUGUUACAAUAAAAAGUAAACUUUAAAAUAAAUAUUAAUGA
This is a messenger RNA of Arvicanthis niloticus (Nile rat), 1879 nucleotides long. RefSeq names its product sarcoglycan epsilon (gene Sgce). Gene Ontology annotation, cellular component: membrane; sarcoglycan complex. The record is from RefSeq and is a predicted model, not a curated record. NCBI's taxonomy places the organism in Eukaryota, Metazoa, Chordata, Mammalia, Rodentia, Muridae.